Molecule: messenger RNA, 1604 nt
Organism: Brachypodium distachyon (stiff brome)
Lineage: Eukaryota; Viridiplantae; Streptophyta; Magnoliopsida; Poales; Poaceae
Product: eisosome protein SEG2
Exons: 3
Coding region: 133-1347 (404 amino acids)
Biological process (GO): male meiosis II
Source: RefSeq, a predicted model, not a curated record
CCUUUUCCCAACGGCCUCAUCCAGGCUCCUCUGCUUCCUUCCCCAAAUGCCGCCGCGCCUCCACUAGCUCUUCCUCUCUUCAUUACUCCCCCCCUUCCCCGCUGCUUCCUGCUCUGCUCGCCUUCGCCGACCAUGGGCUGCUUCCUUGGCUGCUUCGGGGGCGCCAAGGGCAAGAAGGAGCGCCGCCAGCGCAGGCGGAAGCGGUCCCCCGCGCAAUCCCCGUCCGGGCGCGGCCGCCACUCGCCCAGGAGGGUCGAUUUGGAUGGGGAGGUCGUCUCCGCCGCCGCGCCGCUCCUCUCCACGCUCCUCGAGCUCAGGGAUUCGACGGAUGACAUGUGCCUGGCCGUCGUGAAGAAGAAGGUGACGUUCGAUCCGAACGUGACCGCCUACGAGGCGCCCGCGAUCCCGGAGGGCGAGGAACAGGAGGAGGAGGACCAGGCCCAUCCGGCGGCCGGCGGCGGGAGAGACGAGGAGCAGUGGAUGCUGGGGCCAGAGUGCGCGAAAUCCGAGGCUUUCCCGCUGAACCACAGGUACGGCAAGUGCGCUGCGGGGGACGACGACAGCGACUACGAGGAGGAGGACUACGACGACGAGGACGAGGACGAAGGGUAUGAGGAUGAUGAGGAGGAAGACGUGGACGGGAUCGACGAGUGCGCGAUCGAGGAUGACGAAGAAGAACAUGGUGGGCUCCUCGGCAUCGCGCGUGGCGAGGAGGAAGCAUGCGAGUCGCUGUUCCUGCUCCCGGUGAUCAAGACCAAGGAGAGCGCCGGCCAGCAAGCGGCCGGAGAACCGCCUUGCCAGACGCGCGAGCUUGGGAACCCCGUGCUCAACUCGGUGGAGAAUUUCACCCAAUGGAAGGAAGCCAAAUCCAACACCUCCGCGGCCGCGUCGAAGAAUUCGGAGAAGGAGAACAUCGUCACGCUGGGGCAAGAGAACAGGUCGACGGACAAGCUCUCCGACCCGGCGAUCCCGGCCAAGAAGAAAGAGUGGCUGCUGGCGGUGAGCUCUGACUACAGCCCCAGCACGCCAAGCAAGCAAGAGGUCUCGGUGGACGCCAGCCUCUCGACAUGGCUGGGCUCCACGGGGACGCCGGAGAGCAACUCAGUCCGGUCUUACUCGCCGAUCAGCCGAGAAGAACGGCCUAUCCUUGGGGCCUUGACCGUGGAGGACAUCAAGAUUUCAUCGGCCAACUCAUCGCCGAGGAGGUCAAGGUCCCCAAGCCCGAGCCCUGACGACAUGCCGAUCCUCGGGACAGUAGGGGCUUACUGGAAUUCCAGCGGCAGUGAUUCGGUGACAAGAGGGGGUUUUAUGAAGACCAGGAGCAGAUUUGGGCAGAAUUUCGCAUGAUGAAAUGCUGAAUCGCUGCUGAAUAUGUCUUCCAACUGGAAGAUAGGAAAAGGCAGGUCUCCUUGAUGCUUAAGAAGAUACAGAGUUUCUGAGAUUGUGAAGCCAGUGAAGUUCCUUCAGAGAACAUCAUAUUCUUUGUGUGAGUGUGUGUCUGUGUGUUGUAAACAUUGUCAUUCUAUAGCAUGGUGAUUCUUUGAUGGCAUUGUCGAUAUGAUGUAUUCUUUUGUCGAUAUGAUGAUUUACUGCAUUUCUCUGAA